Messenger RNA from Colletotrichum fioriniae, 1734 nucleotides. NCBI's taxonomy places the organism in Eukaryota, Fungi, Ascomycota, Sordariomycetes, Glomerellales, Glomerellaceae. The record is from RefSeq and is a predicted model, not a curated record.
AUGUUCACUAUGCCCUGGACAGCGACUCGAGCUUUUCCCCACCCGCUGGCGAACAUUCAACGCAGCAAGAAUUUGGAGCCGCAGGUCACGAACUGGUUGUCAUAUGGCGUUGUUGAGUUGAUGACCUGGCAGGGUCUGGGCGAUGUCAUCAACAGCUGGCGAAGAAAAGAUCUUCAACUCGCCCCGAUUUCCGCCAGCAUGGGGCCAGGCGUGACAAUCUUUCUCAAGAUCCCGCACACAUACUGCUGGUCACCGGCCGUGGUUCCCAAGCCUGCCGAUUGGGGUCCAGAGAUUGAUGUAUGUGGCUUCUUUAUGCGGGAUGAGCCAUCCUACAAGCCACCUGCCGACUUGGACGCCUUUCUUUCAGCCGGCCCGCCUCCGUUGUAUGUCGGGUUCGGUAGUAUCGUUGUCGACGACCCGGGACGUCUGACAGAUGUGAUCCUCGAGGCCGCAGAUAUUUGCGGCACCCGUGUCAUCAUCUCGCGAGGAUGGAGCAAGCUCGGCGAGGGGAAGGCAAACAGAGACAGCGUGUUCUACCUCGGAGAUUGUCCACACGAGUGGCUGUUUAAAAGAGUGUCAGCCGUAGUUCAUCAUGGAGGCGCUGGAACGACGGCUUGUGGCCUCAUCAACGCGAGACCAACUGUUAUUGUGCCGUUUUUCGGUGACCAGCCGUUUUGGGGCCGGGUCAUUGCAAAGUCAGGAGCGGGACCCUUACCAAUUCCUCAGAAAGAGCUUCACACGCAGAAGCUCGUAGAGGCUAUUCGGUACUGCCUCUCGCCCGAUGCCACUCAUGCGGUGCAAGAAGUAUCAAGCGCCAUGCGACAAGAACGCGGCAUAGGUAAUGCUACAGGAUCGUUCCAUCGUAACAUUCCUGCCAACGAUCUCAGCUGCGAUUUGAUUCUAGGCCAGCGCGCCGCCUGGCUGUUUGAGAAACAGUCCAAAACGGGCACCAAGCAGAUGAGACUUUCGAUCCAAGCAGCGUCAUCUCUGACCCAUGCGAAGAAGAUCAAGAUAGUACGACACCGAUGGGAUCCCAUCACCGGUGGUGCCUCUUCACUCCUAGGCAUCGUCACAGACUUCACCGUCGCUCUGGGCGGCACCUUUAUCGAUCCUUGGAAGGAGUACAAGCGUUACCGGGCCUCUGGUCAUGAGGCCGGCCCAGCGACUGGUGCAGCCGCAGUGGCCAUUGGCAAGGGAUUUGCCUCCAUGUCUGGGGCGAUCGUCAAGGGCGGCCUUGUGAGCAUGCCCCUCGCCAUCACAGAAGGCCUUCACAACGCUCCCAGUCUGUACGGCGAUAAGGUGCGAGACAAUGGCAAGGUAGAAGACUGGAAGAGCGGAGGAGUUGUAGCCGCAAAGACCUUUGGAACUGGAUUCUAUGACGGGCUGACGGGUGUCUUCACCGAUCCCUACAAAGGCGCGAAGGAAGGAGGUGCUCUUGGAUUAGCAAAGGGAGUUGCCCCGGGAUCGUUCGGCCUUAUUCUCAAGCCAGGAGCUGAUGAUAUUUGGCAAAAGUUUUCGGUCCAAGCUAACCCGGCGGCGUGCCUAGCAAUGUUCGGACUCGUCGCAUACCCUGCCCAAGGAAUUCAUAAAUCCCUCAAAGCAAGGACCGGUCGCAGCCAUGAAGUGUUGAAGGCGAAAACCGCGCUCUUGGACCACGAGCAACGACAGAACAACGGGAACCCCCGCGACGGAAGCAAGGUCCUGCAGGUGUUCGACGCUUACUUUACGCAAUAG